Oryzias melastigma (Indian medaka) is the source of this 7643-nucleotide messenger RNA. It is a transcript of the gene uggt2, whose product is annotated as UDP-glucose glycoprotein glucosyltransferase 2. NCBI's taxonomy places the organism in Eukaryota, Metazoa, Chordata, Actinopteri, Beloniformes, Adrianichthyidae. Gene Ontology annotation, cellular component: endoplasmic reticulum. The record is from RefSeq and is a predicted model, not a curated record. Gene Ontology annotation, molecular function: UDP-glucose:glycoprotein glucosyltransferase activity.
CCCCAAUUUGGUCUGUGCAUAGAAACUCGCUAGCCGCUAGCUUUGUUCAUGUUCUGCUGCUGUGAAAUCAUCAAUUCUUCGCAUUUUCUUAUGGAAGCGGUUCGGCAUCACAUGUGGGGUAGAAAAAUGUGUUUGAUAGUGAAAAUAGCAAAAGUUAAAUAUAUUUUAUCUUCUCAAUGACACGUUUAUGUCUGUGUAGUACACCGCUAUGUGUAAUGUCACUAUAGAUGUUCUACUGUACCGUUAUCCCUCUUGACAGAGCUCACUUCAGAUAUACAGUUUAAGUAACUUUAGCGCUUUAACAACUCUUCGUGUCUUAAGUGGUGGCUUUAUUGCGAACUGUUUAACUCCUACUGCCGUUUGAUAAAAGUUUAAAUGAUGGUUAAUUUGCGUCUAGAAACGUGGUGAUGUGUUUGAGUACGUGGCAGUGACUGACACCUCUGGUAAAAGCUACGGACUUUAGUUUUCUCUACUGUAACAAUGAAGUACGCUGUACUGCUGACCCUGCUGCUGCUGCUGAAUGUGCAUCAAGUAAAAUCAGCAUCUAAAGGCGUCACUGCCAGCCUGAAAGCCAAGUGGAACAUGACCCCCUUCCUUCUGGAGACAAGUGAAUUUAUUGGAGAAGAUGGAAACGAGAAAUUCUGGCAGUUUGUCGACACAGUGAAAGAACUUACUGUCUACAAGCAAGGAGAGUCCGUACGCUCGUAUUACAACUUGAUCAUAAAGAAAGCAGGACAGUUCCUCACCGAUCUUCAGGCUCAUCUCCUCAAAUUUGCCCUGGCCCUGCGCUCCUACUCACCUGCCAUCCAUUCAUCACAGCAGAUAGCCAGUGAUGAGCCUCCGCCCGAGGGAUGCUCUGCCUUUGUCUCCGUCCAUGGACAACAAAGCUGCAGCACCAAGGACAUCAAAAAGCUCCUUAAGGCAGCUGCAGGCAGGCCAAAACCGUACCUGUACAAGAACGAUCACACAUAUCCAGGAGUCAAUAAAAGUGAUUUGUCAGUCGUGAUUUUGUAUGCGGAGAUCGGAACAAAGAAGUUCAGCUCUUUUCAUAAAGUGCUGUCAGAAAAAGCAGAAGAGGGGAAACUCGUCUACGUUUUGCGGCAUUUCUUGGUGGAUCCAAAGCCCGCAAAGAUGCUUUUAUCUGGGUACGGCGUCGAGUUGGCCGUCAAAAGCACGGAAUACAAAGCCGUGGAUGACACCAAAGUAAAAGAUUCGAAGAGCGUUACAAACGCUGGGGAGGAUGAUAAUGAUGAAGUUCAAGGAUUCUUCUUUGGAACAUUAAAGAAAUCUCAUCCUGAGCUCCAGGAGCAUCUGGGUGAGCUGCGUAAACAUCUCCUGGAGAGCACCAACGACAUGGCCCCUCUCAAAGUCUGGGAAAUGCAAGAUUUAAGUUUCCAGGCAGCAGCAAGAAUCAUGUCCGUACCAAAGUUUGAUUCCUUGAAGGUCAUGAAAGAUCUCAGUCAGAACUUUCCAAGCAGAGCCAGAUCACUGACAAGAGUGGCCGUUACGCGAGAAAUGAGGAAAGAAAUUGAGGAGAACCAGAAGUAUCUCAGCGAGUCUCUGGGUGUCCAUCCUGGAGACGGGGAACUAUUUAUCAACGGACUGCACAUCGAUUUGGACGUUCACAACCCUUUCAGCAUCUUGGAGAUCCUCAGGGGGGAGGCCAAGAUUUUGGAAGGUCUUCAUAACUUAGAGAUUAAAGGAGAACACCAGGGCAAGCUGCUGAGUUUACCUGUGAACACGGUGGAUGACAGCUAUGCCUUAGACAUCAGGCAUCCUGCUAUUAUGUGGAUGAAUGACAUUGAGAAUGACCAUAUCUACCAGAACUGGCCAUCAAGCCUGCAGGAGCUCCUCAGAGCCACAUUUCCUGGUGUCAUCCGACAGAUCAGACGCAACUUCUUUAAUAUGGUGCUUUUCCUGGAUCCACUUCAAGAGGAAAGUGUUGAGCUGUUAAAGCUAGCUGAGCUUUUCUACAAGCACAAGAUCCCCUUGAGAAUUGGAUUUGUGUUUGUUGUCAACCCCAAAGAUGAUAUCGAUGGCUUCUCAGAUGCAGGAGUUGGAUUUUACCGACUCCUGAAUUACAUUGCAGACGAGUAUGAUGUACCCCAGGCUGUGAUGUCUAUGAUCUCACUGUACAACAAAAUGGAUGUGGGAGAGACGUUGUCUGCUGAUGCGAUCUCUGCUUACCUGAAGAGAAAAUACCCAAAAGCCGAUCCUGAAAACGUUCUAGGAACAGAAUCUGAGUACGACUAUAAAAGGAAGGACGGUGCGCUCUUUUAUAAAAAGAGUGGUUUGGAUGCUCUGCCCCUCGCUUUAUUUAAUGGAAUCCCCCUAAACCCUGAUGAGAUGGACCCAGAGGAGCUGGAGACCAUUAUUCUGCAGCGAAUAAUGGACUCCACCACCACCUUCCAGAGGGCUGUCUUUAUGGGCCAGUUAGCUGAAGGGAUGGAUGUGGUGGACCACCUGAUGGAGCAGGCCAACGUGGUUCCCAGGAUGAAUCCACUCAUUUUAAGCACAGACCGAAAAUACCUGGACUUCACAGGCCGGCCAGUUGUAGAUGAUUGGAGCGACACAAGCAUGUUUUCAUUCUUGGACUCCAGAGACAGAACAGCUGUGAUGGCAAAAAGAAUGAAGUAUUUCACAAAGAGUGAUGAGGAUGGUAUGACUGCUGUGAACAUGUGGAUAGUUGGAGAUUUUGAAAAAGUUCCAGGAAGAAAAUUAUUGCUUAAUGCUCUUAAACACGUGAGGGCCAGUCCAGGCGUGCGCUUGGGGGUGAUAGAUAACCCCAGUGGAAAACCCUCUGAAGAUAACACGGUGCUGUACAGGGCAGUCUGGGCUUCUCUCCUCACCCAGAAGAAUAAAGCUGCUGCAGAGUUUGUGCAAAAACUCCUGAAAGAAGAGAGCAUCCAGCUUCUCCAGCAGAAAACGAAGAUAAAAGACUUACUGAUGCAGGGCAUGGAUGUAGACGCCUUUGAGAAAAAAUUCAACACACUGGAAGUUGAUUUUAUCCGCAGUCAGCAACUGUUCUGUCAAGAUGUUCUAAAACUCCUUCCUGGACAGCGAGCCGUGAUCAGCAAUGGGAGGAUCAUCGGCCCGCUUGAAGAGCAAGAGGAGUUCACUGAAGAGGAUUUCCAUUUGCUCCAAAAGAUAACACUCAGAGGUUCAGCAGAGAAAGUCAAAGCCCAAGUAAAACAGAUGGGGAUGAAGUCAAAGCUCGCCAGUGACUUAGUCAUGAAAGUUGAUGCCCUCCUCGCUGCAUCUCCCAAAAGAGAGGUCAGAAGGGAUGUUCAUUUCAGAAAAGAUACCCACAGUGUGCUCCACCUCUCACAGCGUGAAAACGAGGUGUUCUUCGAUGUUGUGGUCAUAGUUGACCCCCUUACUAGAGAGGCCCAGAAGAUUUCCCAGCUCCUAAUUGUGCUUAGUCAAGUGGCCAAUGUAAAACUGCAGGUGUUUAUGAAUUGCAAGGCUAAGUUGUCGGAGUUACCCCUCAAGAGUUUUUACCGUUACGUCUUGGAACCUGAUGUGACGUUCUUAGCCAACGAGACGGUUUCUCCAGGACCAGUGGCCCGUUUCAUGGAGCUCCCAGAAUCUCCACUCCUCACUCUUAAUAUGAUCACACCAGAGAGCUGGAUGGUGCAGGCGGUGAGCAGCCCGUACGACUUGGACAACAUCCACCUGCAGGAGGUGAACGGGGUUGUGACUGCGGAGUUUGAACUGGAGCACCUCUUGUUGGAAGGCCACUGCUUUGACCUGUCGACCGGCCAGCCCCCCCGUGGACUGCAGUUUACGCUUGGCAUGAGUCGGGACCCGCUCAUGUACGACACGAUUGUCAUGGCUAACCUGGGUUAUUUCCAGCUGAAAGCCAAUCCCGGAGCCUGGAUUCUAAGAUUACGCAAAGGGAGAUCCGAGGAUAUCUAUCAGAUUCUCACGGAUGCAGGGGACGUCAUCGUUGUGCUGAACAGUUUCCACAGUAAAAUCAUCAAAGUUCGGGUGCAGAAAAAGGCGGAGAAAAUCAAUGAAGAUCUUUUAAGUGAGACGACUGAAGGCAAAGGAAUCUGGGACUCCAUAGUGAGUGUUUGGAGCGCGUUUAAGAGAAGCAUCGCAGGCGGCGGCGGUUCCAAGAAGGAUGAUGGCGAGAAGAAAAAGGAAGAUGAUUUAAACAUAUUUUCCGUGGCCUCUGGUCAUCUGUAUGAGCGCUUUCUCAGAAUAAUGAUGGUGUCUGUCCUUCGGCACACAAGAACGCCAGUGAAGUUCUGGUUUCUCAAGAAUUACCUCUCCCCUUCUUUCAAGGAGACCAUCUCUCACAUGGCAGAGAAGUACGGCUUCCAGUAUGAGUUGGUGCAGUAUAAGUGGCCACGUUGGCUCCACCAGCAAACGGAGAAACAGCGGAUCAUUUGGGGUUAUAAGAUCCUCUUCUUGGACGUCCUGUUUCCCUUGGCCGUGGAUAAGAUCAUAUUUGUGGACGCAGACCAGAUCGUCCGAGCUGACUUGAAGGAGCUGAGGGAUCUAGACCUGGAAGGCGCUCCUUAUGGCUACACACCGUUCUGUGACAGCCGCAGGGAGAUGGACGGGUAUCGCUUCUGGAAAAGUGGAUACUGGGCCUCACAUCUAGGACAUAGAAAAUACCACAUCAGCGCUCUGUAUGUUGUUGAUUUAAAGAAGUUUCGGAAAAUCGCAGCCGGGGAUAGAUUACGUGGUCAGUACCAAGCACUGAGCCAAGAUCCAAACAGUCUAUCCAACCUGGAUCAGGACCUUCCCAACAACAUGAUCCACCAGGUGGCCAUCAAGUCUCUCCCCCAGGAGUGGUUAUGGUGUGAAACGUGGUGCGAUGACUCCUCCAAACAAACAGCUAAGACUAUAGACCUGUGCAACAACCCAAAAACCAAAGAACCCAAGCUGACCGCUGCAGCAAGAAUUGUACCCGAGUGGGUCGAAUAUGACAGUGAGAUUAAAGAGCUGCUGGGAAAAGUCCAGGACCAGGAGGAGAUGGCGGCACAAAGACAGACACCCUCCUCCUCGAAGGGUAAAGAACAAAACCGACGGGAUGAACUUUAAUUCCUGCCAGCACCACGCCGAAGACGAAGGAGGCAGCACCUUUUUACAGGCAGGCCACCUGUGAGGCUGGAAGACAGACAGUUCCAUCUAAACAUAGCCACGGAGUGUUAGCUCCCCAGCCGGAGGAGGAGGUGAUCAUUUCAGAGAUGCCGAAUCUGCUCCUGCAGUCAGGAUGAGCGUGAGCUUUAGGAAUCAGACAGAUGGGCUUCAAAUCUGGUAAGGAGGUGAAAAAAUGAAGAAAAAGAAGAUGCUGGAUCAAUCAAAGCACUUUAUGGUGUGUUUUUGAAACUGAAUUGUUAGCUGUUGUUGAACUUGUGCACAAAAACAUACAGAACUUCACCACUAAUAAAAUAUUUAACGUUCUUUCCAAAACAAAAGUAAAUUUAGAUAUAUUUAGAAUUAUAAUUAAAGACCCACUCUGAAAAAAAUCGUGUUAAAGGGUAAUUUUUUUCUAAAGAUGGUAACCCAGACAAGGAAGGGCCUAAUGUCCUUUUAGCCGAAUUGGAAAUCAAAUUAAAGGCAAUGUACGACACAGGCAGAGCAUGUAUAAAGAAAAUUAAGCAUAAAAUUCUGUUUCUUUUGAAGCAGAAGCAGAAGAAAAAAAUAGCAUAUUAAAAGAUGGUAUUUGUCACAUUGAAAGUAUUCCAGGCGGGGCCUCAAGCUUCCUGCAAGGGUGGAGGGCGGAGCUGCUCCAUACCAGAGGUCCCGCCUACAACUUUCAUGUAAACUACUGCAAAUUUGCAGAAAUUGCAUUUCUAGAAACCGACUUCCUAACUAUGUAGCCACAAGGGAGCCCAAAUUGGAUUCUCCCUGUACCUGUCCCCAGCCCGCAUAAAAUACAAAAAAAUGCGAAUAAAAAAAAAAAUGCGAAUCAGUGGAAGCUGAUGUACCAAAAGGUGAACAACAUGUCCUGGAACAUGACAAUUUAUUUUUAAUUUUGGCUAAAAACAGCCUAAUCAUAAUUAAAAUGCCACUGGCAAUGCUUUUAAAAUCAACCAAAAGAUGAUUGGAGUGGGUCUUUAAUGGAGAAAAUGUGACAGCUUUAACUAAAAUGCCAAAUUUUCUUAUUAAUCUUUCCCAAUUUGAAAGGGAAAGUGACACAAAAUUGCAGAAACAUUCUGAAAAUUCCUGCUAAAUUUGGGUUUUCACUUCCCGCUUUCAGCCUUCACUUGAAUACUUCUCUGGCUGAAAAAAGUCUGACUCAUCACAUCUGGCAGGAAAGAAAAAAAAUAAAGAACAUUGUUCAGGUGAAGUUAGCUGAGUGUACAGUUCUUAGAAAGAACCCAAUCCCCUCAGAGAAAUCUCCAUCACACUCAAGUGAGUAAUGAGAGCUUUUGUUCUGAUAAUCAUCAGAAAUGUACAGGAGGGACGCAGCAUUUACCCCAAAGAGAGCUUUGUGCUAACGGGUUACAUUUCAAUGAGUAACUCUGGGGGUAAAAAGGGCCAUUUUACUGAUCCGUACUUGAGUAUAUGUCAAAUGAAGAGCAGUUCUAACCUCUAACCCCGUCUGCUACACUGAGUCCAAUGUGUCCCACUACGUUUUCUGCAUCUAGGACUCACAGUCUGUUUUUUUUUUUUUUUGUGUAUGCCAUAAUUUUUAAUCCAAACUGUGUACUUUUUGUUACUCAGGAAUUGUUUGUUCACUUUUUAGUAAAUAUUUGAUGAUACUUUGUACUUUAGUAAACUGCUUUAAAGUUAGAAUCCUGUUUAAAGGCAGCUGUCACCAUAAGUGGGUUAAUUUAUUCUCAAUAUUUGGAAGAAUGUGAUUGGCUGGAAUUAUUUUUGAUUAAUUUGUUAAAGAGUUCAUAAAUGCAAGAAUUAUUUAAUUCAGGAUGUUUUAAAAUAUUCCCAAAUUUCUUUUAUAUCCUAAAACACCUUAAUGUACAAUUUGUUCAUAAGAAAUACAUUUAAAGAAGAGUGCUCCAUCCUUAAAAAGCCUUUGGCUCAUCAGAAUCCUCAUUAAAGAUCAUGUUUUAAAGGUGGAAAUCUUUUCUUUUUUUAUUGUUUUUUUCUCCAUGUUUUGGUCUCAGGAAACCGUGUUGAUGUUUGAAGCUGUGGUUCAUGUCGGGGUGGAGAAAGUUCCUCUCAGGGCUCAACUACAAAUGCUAAUGUUAGCAUUCAUGAGAAAAUAAAUCGCUUACUCCAAACAGCUCCGAAAAGGUCAAAAAUGAUUCAUUCAGUAUGAAAAACUAACUUUUUCCAUUGUGACAAUGAAGAUAAAAAGCAAAAACAACAAUUUUCAAUGAAUGUACAUAAAUAAGUCUUUAUUUACAUUUCAGGAAAAAAAAUUAAUUCAUAUAAAAAUAGAACAAAUUGAAUUAUGUGAACUGCAGUGAGCAAUACUGGACACAAACAUAAUUUAAAGAGUCAAAGUCAUAAAAAUUACUGUUUACUUCUUAACAGCUUUUUAUGCAAGGCAGAUAUUUGUCAGCAUGGCGACAGACUGAACCGGCCUGAAGCAGAAACGCCAUUGGUCAACAACAAAUGAUUUAAAGUCACCGUUGGCAACACAUUUCUGUGAAGCUUAAAGAUCAUUUUUGGAAUAAUCUCCUUUUUAAAUAGGGAGGACAAUACGAAGAAAAAAAAAA